CACGUUGGCCCGGACGUGGCACUCGUCAGCAGAGUCUUUGGGAGAAGUCAGAGAAGCCGCGACGCGGUUCUCUUAUUGUGGUUAUAGUCGGUGCUUGCUUCGUAGAUCCAGGCGUCAUCAGGCAGGUAUGGGUCUCACCAUCUCGUCGAUCUUCGGCCGGCUUUUCGGCAAAAAGCAAAUGAGGAUUUUAAUGGUUGGACUGGACGCUGCUGGAAAAACAACAAUCUUGUACAAACUGAAGCUCGGAGAAAUUGUAACUACCAUCCCCACCAUUGGUUUCAAUGUGGAGACAGUAGAAUAUAAAAAUAUCAGUUUCACUGUUUGGGACGUGGGCGGUCAGGACAAGAUCAGACCACUCUGGAGACAUUACUUUCAGAACACACAGGGCCUCAUCUUUGUAGUGGACAGUAAUGACAGAGAACGAGUAGCAGAGUCUGCAGAAGAGCUUUCAAAGAUGCUGCUUGAGGACGAGUUGAAAGAUGCAGUUUUGCUGGUGUUUGCUAACAAACAGGAUCUUCCCAAUGCCUUAUCAGUCAGCGAACUCACAGACAAACUUGGGCUACAUGCCCUCCGCAACAAAACUUGGCACAUUGAGUCAACCUGUGCAACCCAGGGCACUGGACUGUAUGAAGGACUUGACUGGCUAUCCAAAGAACUUUCCAAGUAAGGAAGAACCAGCUGGAUACAGAGGAGAGAACAAGACUAAACUUCACAAAACAACGGAGAAGACACAGAUAUUCAAAUCUUGAAACCUCUGGUCUUCCAGCAAAAAUAAUCAUGGAAAGGACAAAGCUGGUGGACAGCUUUUGUUUUCAGUACUCUCACCAUAUUGUCUCUUAACAAAGUCUUUAUUUUUCUGCUUUACUUCCAUGACCUAUUAAAUACCACAACCGGUUACAAGUACAUGUUCAGUGUUGUGAUGAGCAAAUGGGCUAUAAGGUGGAUUUCCUGGAAUCAGUAAAUACAAUAUUAGGAUUCAUUUUACCAUUCAACCUAUUGGCCUUAGGCAGCAUUUGCAGUAAUUAACCACUUGUGUAAUUGUUGGGCUGAACUCAUAACCAUUAUUGAGCUAAAGCUUGGGGCGGGGGAGGUAUGAUAAUAUAACCCAAGUCUUUUUGUGUUGGACACUUCAAGCUGUUCCUCUUCACAGUCUGUUGUGAAUAUUUGACUCCCUGUAGUCCUGACCCUUUGCUCUUUGCUAUGAACUCAGUCCUGUUAAGGCCUGUGGAGUGGGAGGGACAAGGGCUGCACUUAUUUCACAGGCAUGGUAGUAGUGUGGAACCAGUGUGGCCUCCGUGUAAAUGGUUCUAAGGGAACACUGUGCCUUCUUGUUCCUCUUUACAGAAAUCUGAGUAAAUCUGCCCUGUCUUCUUUUCAGGCCACUCCUCAGAUGCUUUUGUAAUAUUUUUGCUAUUGAAAAACAAGAUAAUGCAACAAGACACUUCCCUUUGUGGUACAGUAUGUAGAGCAGAACCUUGCCAGAACGUUCUUUAAAGUUCACUUUUCUAAUAUCAAUUAUUAUUCUGUUGAAACAAAUGUGGGAUUUUUCCUCAUUUCUUUUUCUAAGCUUCAUGAAAAAAAGACUCUUCACUUUUUUUGUUUUCGCUAACAGCAGAUCUUUAAAAAGUCAAAAGAGGAAGGAAGCAUCAUUUUAGUGAAGACACAGGGUUAGUGUCUAAACCAUAAGGUAGCAUGUGUUUUUUUUCCAUUUGUUGGCAGUGCUUAGUGCAAAGCUUGUUAUUUUGUCUGACGUCAUAUACUGUAUUAUAGGCUGAGUUAUUGUAUUGUUCUUUAAACCCCAGUGUGUCCCUGCCCAUUGAUGUUUGUGUAGACAUUCCAACCUCUGCUUGCAGCGAUUAUUCUGAAAAAUUAUUAGCUAAAAAUAUUUUACAAAACAAAAUUCCAAAUAAAGCCAAAGUUUGAAAACA
Betta splendens (Siamese fighting fish) is the source of this 1928-nucleotide messenger RNA. Its product is annotated as ADP-ribosylation factor 4-like. The coding region runs from base 128 to 667 and encodes 179 amino acids. Gene Ontology annotation, biological process: intracellular protein transport; vesicle-mediated transport. Gene Ontology annotation, cellular component: cytoplasm; plasma membrane. The transcript is spliced from 6 exons. Gene Ontology annotation, molecular function: GTPase activity; GTP binding. Lineage: Eukaryota; Metazoa; Chordata; Actinopteri; Anabantiformes; Osphronemidae. The record is from RefSeq and is a predicted model, not a curated record.